This is a messenger RNA of Hypanus sabinus (Atlantic stingray), 5763 nucleotides long. RefSeq names its product ubiquitin specific peptidase 47 (gene usp47). Gene Ontology annotation, biological process: protein deubiquitination. The coding region runs from base 347 to 4483 and encodes 1378 amino acids. The transcript has 28 exons. The record is from RefSeq and is a predicted model, not a curated record. Gene Ontology annotation, cellular component: nucleus; cytosol. Lineage: Eukaryota; Metazoa; Chordata; Chondrichthyes; Myliobatiformes; Dasyatidae. Gene Ontology annotation, molecular function: cysteine-type endopeptidase activity; cysteine-type deubiquitinase activity.
AUUUACAUUUCUUAAGGUGAACCAGACCUGGCAGCUGCUUCAACUUUCUAUUUAAUUUCCUUUUAAUACCUUGUAUCACUUCCCUUAACGAUCCUGCUGGAAAGAAAAUGGACGCUAAUUAGGUUUUGUGGAAUGUUUGAACCAAAUAAUGGUUGUUGCUAUCUCUCCACCAUUUCUCGUUGCUAUUGCUGCUGAAAUCUGCUACAGAUGCCGUCCAACUGUGGAGACUGUCUUGUGACCUUCAACUGUAAUUCAGGCCUCGGCUGCAGAACAGGCUUGAAGGUCAUAAUUUCUCUGGAAUUGUCAGUGUGGGAAUCCAAGCAGGGUCUCACUCUGUGGACUACAGAUGUUCAAGAUUUUUGGGGAUGUUUUGAUGUCGUUCAAAGUCAAAGGAAGGAAGGGACGUGUAGUGGAUUCUCUGUCAGAGACGGUGGCAGAUGAACCACGGGUACUCUGUAUUAUUCAGGACACCACAAAUGCCAAGUCGGUCACUCAGCGGAUCACUCUCAACCUCCCUGCAUCAACUCUCGUCAAUCAGCUGUUUGAUGAUGUCUCAGCUAAAGCAGGCUAUAUUAAUGGCACCUUCGAUCUGGUCUGGAGCAACGGUCUUAACAAUCCUGACCAGAGCCCUUUGGAUUACACCAGUGAAAAAUCUCUUACUGAUUCGGGAUUUGAAGCAGGAAAGAAAAACUUCCUUCACCUUACUGAUAAGGAUGGAGAGCAGCCCCAGUUUGCAUCGGAUGAAUCUGGCACGGCAGAAAGCAGUGGGCAUGACCUCAGCACUCAGGAAAGGAUUAUUGGUCCUCAGCUGAGGGAGAACUCUGUCGGUUGUGGCGAUUACAGUAAUCACAGCUACUCAUAUUCUCCCAUCUUGGGAAAGUCUGAAACUGGAUAUGUGGGAUUGGUGAAUCAAGCUAUGACCUGCUACCUGAACAGUUUGCUGCAGACGCUUUUUAUGACUCCUGAGUUUAGGAAUGCACUCUACAGGUGGGAGUUUGAAGAAGGUGAGGAAGAUCCGGUCACCAGCAUUCCAUACCAACUCCAAAGGCUCUUUGUUUUGCUACAAACGAGUAAAAAGAGAGCGGUGGAAACGACAGAUGUGACACGAAGCUUUGGCUGGGAUAGCAGCGAAGCCUGGCAGCAGCAUGACGUUCAGGAACUGUGCCGAGUCAUGUUUGAUGCACUCGAACAAAAAUGGAAGCAAACAGAACAGGCUGACCUCAUUAACCAGCUCUACCAAGGGAAGUUAAAGGACUACGUGAAGUGUCUGGAGUGUGGCUACGAGAGCUGGAGAAUUGAUACGUACCUCGACAUCCCACUGGUGAUCAGGCCCUAUGGUUCCAACCUUGCAUUUAAUAGUGUGGAAGAAGCUUUGCAAGCGUUUGUCCAGCCUGAGACCCUGGAUGGCCCCAACCAAUACUUCUGUGAACGCUGUAAGAAAAAAUGUGAUGCCCGCAAGGGACUAAAGUUCCUUCAUUUCCCGUAUCUGCUGACACUGCAGCUGAAGCGAUUUGAUUUUGACUACACCACAAUGCACAGAAUAAAGCUGAACGAUCGAAUGACGUUUCCAGCCGAGUUGGACAUGAAUCCUUUCAUAGACUUUGAAGAAGAAAAAUCUCCUCAGACUGAGAGCUGCACAGAUAGUGGUGCUGAAAAUGAAGGGAGUUGUCACAGUGAUCAGUUGAGCAAUGACUUCUCCAAUGAUGAUGUUGUGGACGAAGGCAUCUGCCUGGACAAUAGCAGCACUAGCGAUAAAACUUCAAAGGCAGGCAACGAAAAGAGUGGCUGGAUUUAUGAACUCUUCUCGGUUAUGGUUCAUUCAGGCAGUGCCGCUGGUGGACAUUACUACGCCUGUAUUAAAUCAUUCAGUGAUGGGCAAUGGUACAGUUUCAAUGAUCAGCAUGUGAGCAGGAUCACUCAAGAUGAUAUUAGGAAAACAUAUGGUGGCUCCGCAGUGACCAGAGGUUAUUACUCAAGCGCCCUUGCUAGCUCGACCAAUGCGUACAUGUUAAUUUACAGACAAAAGGAGUCCACAAGGAAUGCAAAGUUCUUGGAGGUGCAUGACUUUCCAAAGCACAUUGAACACCUGGUCCAGAAGGAGAAAGAAUCAGAAGAACAAGAAAAAAGGCAGAAGGAAAUUGAACGCAACACUUGCAAGAUUAAAUUAUUCUGCAUGCACCCUGUGCGGCAGAUAAUGAUGGAGAACAAACUGGAGGUCCACAAGGACAAAUCAUUGCGGGAGGCUGUGGAGAUUGCAUGCAAGCUCAUGGGCCUGAAAGAUGUACUUCCGCUGGAUUGCUGCCGGCUGGUCAAGUACGAUGAGUUCCAUGAUUACUUAGAGCGUUCAUACGAGGGUGAGGAAGAUACUCCUAUGGGUCUACUCCUGGGCGGAGUCAAGUCCUCUUACAUGUUUGACUUGCUGCUCGAAACAAAGCAACCUGAUCAGAUUUUCCAACCGUACAAGUCAGGAGAAGUGAUGGUGAAGGUGCACGUGGUUGACCUGAAGACAGAAACGCUGGCUCCGCCCAUCAGUGUUCGGGCCUAUCUUAACCAAACAGUGGCCGAGUUCAAACAGAUCAUUUCCCAGGCGACAGGACUGUCUGCUGAACAUAUGCGCAUUGUCCUGGAGCGCUGUUGCAAUGACCUGCGGCUGCUUCAUGUACUCAGCAAGACACUGAAGGCUGAAGGAUUCUUCCGCAGUAAUAAGGUAUUUGUCGAAAGCUCGGACACGCAGGAUAAUCAGGUGCCAUUCACUGAAUCACAUCUUUGGCAUCUGCUGGACCAGCACUCCAACACCAUUCGGUUGUAUGUUUCAUUACCAGAGCAGUCACCCGGCUCCCAGGGACUGAGGUACCUGCAUCAGAAAGCAGCAGGGGAUCCCACCAGCCAGGAGGACAGCUGUGAGUCUACAAGGGGGUCUUCGGCACGCAGGAAGCCAGUGGAGGCAAUUUUGGAGGAGAGCACAGAGAGACUAAGAAACCUUUCACUGUUGCAGCACCAGCAACAGUCUUCCUGCAGUUUGGGAGGGAAUGGCGAUGGGCCGAGAAGUGCCGAAGGCAGUGACUUUGAAACAAUUGAGUCCCCAUCUCAACAUCUUAAAUUGUCGGUGUCUGCGGACAACAGAGAACUGGAGAACCGGAUUCCGUCUUGUGAUGCUGAGGCACCAUUGCAGUCAGAGGAGCGGUCGGACUCCGAUGUAAACAACGACAGGAGCACCAGCUCUGUGGACAGUGACAUCCUCAGCUCUAGCCACAGUAGUGACACUCUGUGCAAUGCCGACACUGUCCCCAUGUCCCUAACCAAUGGCUUGGACUCCCACAGCAUCACGUACAGCCGCCGCUCAAAGGCCAGCGAAGGGAAGAAGGAAACAUGGGACACAGCAGAAGAGGACUCGGGGACGGAUAGUGAGUACGAUGAGAACGGAAAGGGCAGAGGACUUGCACGGAAUAUUUACUUCAAAGCAGAACAGUGCACAUCAGAGGAUGGAUCAGGUGAUGGACAGAGAAAUUUGUUGGUGUUUGUUGAUAAACGCAUCACCCUGGCUGCAUUCAAGCAGCAGUUGGAGCCUUAUAUCGGAGUUCCAUCGUCCCAGUUUAAGAUCUUCCGAGUCUAUGCUAACAGCCAGGAGUUUGAGAGUGUUCGAUUAAGUGAAACUCUUUCAUCAUUCUCUGAUGACAAUAAGAUAACUAUUCGACUUGGGAGAGCUCUGCGGAAAGGAGAAUAUCGUGUUAAAGUGUACCAGCUGCUGGUGAAUGAUCCAGAGCCUUGUAAAUUUCUCCUCGAUGCUGUGUUUGCUAAAGGCAUGACAGUGCGUCAGUCAAAGGAGGAACUUCUGCCACAGCUGAGAGAGCAGUGUGGCCUCGAUCUCAGCAUCGACAGGUUUAGGCUGAGGAAAAAGACUUGGAAGAAUCCUGGAACAAUCUUUCUGGAUUACCAUGUCUACGAGAAUGACAUUAACAUCUCAAGCAACUGGGAGGUUUUCCUCGAGGCACUUAAUGAACCUGAGAAGAUGAAGUCCCUGUCCCAGCUGGCAGUGCUGACCAGGCAAUGGAGGCCAUCACAGAUGAAGCUGGACUCGUUCCAGGAGGUUGUCCUGGAGAGUAGCAGUGUGGAAGAACUGAAGGAGAAGUUACACGCAAUAAGUGAAAUUCCCAUUGAGAACAUCGAAUUUGCCAAGGGCAGGGGGACGUUUCCAUGUGAUAUUUCGGUGUUGGAAAUACAUCAAGAUUUAGACUGGAAUCCCAAAGUCACAACUCUGAAUGUCUGGCCACUUUACAUCUGUGACGAUGGAGCAGUCAUCUACUACAGGGACAGAACCGAGCCGCUGAUGGACAUGACUGAGGAACAGCGCAGUGGCCUGUUGAAGAAGGAGAGCAGCCGUCUGCAGAAAUCGGGCCACAGGGUGAACUACUCUCCCCGCAAGGAGAAAGCACUGAAAAUCUACCUGGAUAGCGGCCCCAGCAAGGAUUCCAGCCAAGACUGAGACCUGGCCCGGUUCACUCUAGCUCAGCUCUCUGCUCAAUGGAAACAGAACCAAUUCACCACUGCUGUGGCUGCCCCCAUUCAUCAUUAGGUCUACCUAAUGACACCAGCACUGAUUGGCUAUUUUUGCCCACCAAUCGGAAACCGAGUGGGGACGACCAACUCCAAAUCAUGUUGUGCACUAUCAUAUAUCGUCCUGUCAAGGAAGUGCAAACCAUGAGGGAAAGUUAGGGUAUAAUGUGGGCUCUGCACAUACUCAAUGGAAAAGCUAGACCCCCUUCACACAUGGGAUUCUGUAGCUGAAUAAAGGCUGUGCACGGUCCAAAGAAUUUGUCAUUUAUUUUCAGCAUGUAUCUCAUUGGUGAAUUUUAAAAUAAGGUGUACUAUAUCUGGGAUAGGGAGGGAGAGCUUUGGGGAUGGGGAGCCGUGACAUCCAGACGAAAGGGUCUGUGAAUGAGUGUUCUUAGUGACUUUUGCUUGGCCUGAAGUUCUGUGCUUAUGGUUUAAAAGUCUGUGCCCUUGCAUCUUGUCAGAGGCAAAUCAGGAUUGUAACUUUUUUUUGGGUUCCCAAGUCGUGAUUUCUAGGAUCGGACGCUCAUAUCGCUGGGUGGACGAUGUGACAUGGACAUCAGCUGCAGCUUGGCGGAUAAUUCACUGGGCUGGGGUGGAGUUACCCUCUCCCACCCUCUCUCCAAAACUGCCUCAGGUACACAUAUCAAGCCACACCGUCCCUGUGGUGAACUCCUACACGGCUGCUUGAAUUUGUAGGGGUUUUUUUUAGGUGUUUUCUUUCCUGUCUGGUUGCGAUUUGGACAUCAAAAAUUUUGAUGCCUCUGUUAAUUCUUUUGGUCUUCAUCACUCAAGUCCACCUUGGUUCCAAUGUUUGCUGUACUUUUGUGACCCUGUGCCAGAUGGUUUGAGUGGUUUGUGAAUCUUGCAGAAAUUGAUUUUAAUUCUAUGAUGUAUUUAAUUCAUUCGACGGAAAUGGGAGCAGUUCUUCUCGUAGAGUUUGAAUUUAUUCCAUUCUAUUCAGCAAAGAGGCAGUUGAGACAAUUUUUGUUUCAUGGCUGGCUCCACCUCAAACACUCAUCUGAGAAUCUCUAGCGACUGGAAGCUCCCCUCUUGCGAAACCUCCACCACGGUUUUCCUCAGAACUUUUCGGAAGUUCUCAUUUUUUAAUGACUCAAAUGGAUCAUCAAAGAUGCAUUUUGGUGAAUAUUUUUUCAUACCCAAUGCUGGUCACGAAUGAGUAACAUGCCAAUAAAACGCUGAUUUGUUCUA